This is a messenger RNA of Austrofundulus limnaeus, 8572 nucleotides long. RefSeq names its product myosin VAa (gene myo5aa). NCBI's taxonomy places the organism in Eukaryota, Metazoa, Chordata, Actinopteri, Cyprinodontiformes, Rivulidae. The record is from RefSeq and is a predicted model, not a curated record. Gene Ontology annotation, biological process: actin filament organization. Gene Ontology annotation, cellular component: actin cytoskeleton; cytoplasm; membrane. Gene Ontology annotation, molecular function: microfilament motor activity; actin filament binding; ATP binding. The transcript has 42 exons. Bases 221 to 5749 code for a protein of 1842 amino acids.
CCAGAAUGCAAAGUGAGACGCUGGGACUUGAACAGUCCUAAAGACGUUUGUGUGGUCGUCAUCAUGGAGAUAAAGCAUACAUCUUGUCGUUGAGUACCGGCGUGCUAAACAAAGGAUUUUUUUUUCUUCUUCUUCAUCGCUUCAUGAAAACACGCCGAGUGUCGUUCAGAGCAGAUACCUGCCGGAGCUUUCGCCCAGAUUGGAGGAAAGACGUACCGUCAUGGCAGCGUCGGAGCUGUACACAAAGUCUGCUCGGGUGUGGAUCCCUGAUGCUGAGGAGGUGUGGAAAUCUGCCGAGCUGACAAAGGACUACAAAAAUGGAGACMCCUCCCUGCAGCUCAUGUCGGAGGAUGGAACGAACAUCGACCACAAGCUGGACCCCAAGACGAAGAACCUGCCUCACCUGCGAAACCCUGACAUCCUGGUGGGCGAGAAUGACCUCACAGCCCUUAGCUACCUCCAUGAACCAGCCGUGCUCCACAACCUCAAAGUCCGCUUUAUCGAUUCAAAACUUAUCUACACCUACUGCGGAAUUGUUCUUGUGGCGAUCAACCCAUAUGAGACACUGCCGAUCUACGGGACAGAGAUCAUCAAUGCCUACAGUGGCCAGAACAUGGGAGACAUGGACCCACAUAUCUUUGCGGUGGCAGAGGAGGCUUAUAAACAGAUGGCAAGGGAUGAGAGAAACCAGUCGAUUAUUGUGAGCGGGGAGUCCGGAGCAGGAAAGACGGUAUCAGCCAAAUAUGCAAUGAGAUAUUUUGCUACAGUCAGUGGCUCUGCCAGUGAGGCCAACGUAGAGGAGAAAGUUUUGGCUUCUAACCCCAUCAUGGAGGCCAUUGGAAAUGCWAAGACCACCCGAAAUGACAACAGUAGUCGUUUCGGAAAGUACAUCGAGAUCGGCUUUGACAAUCGAUAUCGUAUCAUUGGAGCCAAUAUGAGAACAUAUCUGCUGGAGAAAUCACGAGUGGUGUUUCAGGCGGACGAGGAGAGAAACUAUCACAUCUUCUAUCAGCUCUGUGCGUCAGCUAAACUGCCCGAGUUCAAGACUCUGCAGCUUAGCAACGCAAACGACUUCCUGUACACCAGGCAGGGUCGCAAUCCUGUUAUCGAUGGCGUGGAUGACUCCAAGGAGCUUUGCACAACUCGACACGCCUUCACACUGCUGGGUAUUAACGAGUCCUACCAGAUGGGGCUGUUCCAGGUUUUGGCUGCUAUUCUUCAUCUGGGAAAUGUGGAGAUAAAAGAAAAGGACUCAGACAGCAGUCUUAUUGCUCCCAACAAUCGCCACCUGACAAUGUUCUGUGAGCUGGUGGGUGUGACCUACAAGGACAUGUCCCAGUGGCUGUGCCACAGGAAGCUGAAGACGGCCACAGAGACGUACAUCAAGCCCCUUUCCCGCCUUCAGGCCACCAACGCUCGAGACGCCUUGUCCAAACAUAUCUACGCCAAGCUCUUCAACUGGAUUGUGGAGCACGUCAACAAGGCUCUGGUCACCAGUGUUAAGCAGCACUCCUUCAUUGGCGUGCUCGACAUCUACGGGUUUGAAACAUUUGAAAUCAACAGCUUUGAACAGUUUUGUAUAAACUACGCAAAUGAAAAACUCCAACAACAAUUCAACAUGCAUGUGUUUAAACUGGAGCAGGAGGAAUACAUGAAGGAACAGAUCCCCUGGACUCUGAUAGAUUUCUAUGACAAUCAGCCCUGCAUCAACCUCAUAGAAGCCAAGAUGGGCGUCCUGGACCUGCUGGAUGAGGAGUGCAAGAUGCCAAAAGGUUCAGAUGAUUCAUGGGCUCAGAAACUGUACAACACCCACCUGAAGACUUGUUCCCUCUUUGAGAAGCCACGCAUGUCCAACCGCGCCUUCAUCAUACAACAUUUUGCAGACAAGGUAGAGUACCAGUGUGAGGGUUUCCUGGAGAAGAACAAGGACACGGUAAARGAAGAACAGAUCAAUGUGAUGAAAGCCAGCAAGAAGUUCCACCUGCUGGUCGAGCUGUUUCAAGACGAGGAGAAGGCGACCAGUCCAACGGGUCAGGUUCCUGGUACCGGAGGUCGAACCCGGCUCAGCAUCAAACCAGACAAGAGCAGGGAGACGAGCAGCAAGGAGCACAAGAAGACAGUCGGCUGUCAGUUUCGAAACUCUUUACAAAUGCUGAUGGAGACUCUGAAUGCAACCACUCCUCACUACGUCCGCUGCAUCAAACCCAARGACUUCAAGUUGGCCUUCUCGUUUGAUCCCAAGCGAGCAGUCCAACAGCUCAGAGCGUGCGGCGUGCUGGAAACCAUCCGCAUCUCAGCCGCAGGCUUCCCAUCCAGGUGGACGUACCAGGAGUUCUUCAGCCGUUACAGAGUACUGAUGAAGCAGAAAGAUGUGCUUCCCGACAAGAAGCUGACCUGCAAACACGUUCUGGAGAGAUUAGUUGACGACCAUGACAAAUAUCAGUUUGGUAAGACUAAAAUCUUCUUCAGGGCUGGCCAGGUGGCUUACCUGGAGAAGCUGCGAGCAGACAAGCUGCGCGCCGCGUGCAUCCGCAUCCAGAAAACCAUCCGCUGCUGGCUGGCUCGCAAGAAGUACCUGCGCAAACGCAGCGCUGCCAUCACCAUCCAGAGGUUCACCAGAGGUUACCAGGCCCGCUGCCUUGCUAAGUUCAUGCGUCGCACUCAGGCAGCCACCGUCAUCCAGAAGUACCAGAGGAUGUACGUGGAGAAGAAACGCUACAGYCAGAAGCAGGCCGCUGCUCUGGCCAUGCAGACAAUUCUCAGAGCAUACAUGGCUCGGCAAAAAUACCAGGCGCUGCUGCGGGAGCACAAGGCUGUUAUCAUUCAGAAGCACAUCCGUGGCUGGCUGGCUCGGUGCUGGUACAAGCGCUGCCUGGAGGCCAUUGUUUACCUGCAGUGCUGCAUUCGCAGGAUGAGAGCUAAGAGGGAACUGAAGAAGCUGAAGAUCGAGGCUCGCUCAGUUGAGCACUUCAAGAAGCUCAACAAAGGAAUGGAGAACAAGAUCAUGCAGCUGCAGAGGAAGAUCGAUGAGCAGAACAAGGACCACAAGUUGAUCAACGAGAAGCUCAUCAGUCUGGAGAGUUCCUACGCCGUGGAGGGAGAGCGGAUGCGCAGCGAGCUGAGCCGGCUGCGCGGGGCGGAGGAAGACGCCCGAAACAAAACCAACCAGGUGUCGUCCUUGCUGGAGGAGCUGGAGAAACUGAGGAAGGAGCUGAGCGUCACACAGCAGGAGAAGAAGACCAUCGAGGACUGGGCGCAAACGUACAGGAGCGAAAUGGAAAAYAUGGUGUCCGAGCUGACGGACCAGAACGGUUUGCUGAAGAAAGAGAAGGACGACUUGAACAGGUUGAUUCAGGAGCAGAGUCAGCAGAUGACCGAGAAAAUGACUCGCGCCAUUGCAGAAGAGACUCGUCAGCUGCAGACGGAUCUGAACGAGGAGCGCUCRCGUUACCAGAACCUGCUGUCAGAACAUCUGCGCCUGGAGGAGAAAUAUGACGACCUGAAGGAGGAGAUGGUUCACUACUCGAACAUCUCCAAACCUGGCCACAGGAGGACAGAUUCCACCCACAGCAGCAACGAAUCUGAGUACACCGAACCGGACGAAGGCUCCCGCACCGGAGACGAUGUGACGCGAGGAAUGGAAACUUCACUGACUCUGAAGCUGCAGAAACGUGUCACAGAGUUGGAGCAGGAGAAGCAGUCACUGCGAGACGAACUGGAAAACAAAGAGGAUCAGUUCCAGAGGGCUAGAGCCAGGGAUGAUGCUCAGUUCAGAAAGGCUCGUGGAGCUGAGCUGGAGUACGAGUCCCUGAAGCGCCAGGAGCUCGAGUCGGAGAACAAGAAGCUGAGACACGACCUGGCAGAGAUGAGGCGCAGUUUGCUCGGCGCCGCCGCCACCAACACCGGAGCCCCGGGCUCUCCGGCUUACAAGGUGCUUCUGGACCAGCUCAACGCUUCCUGUGAGGAACUGGAGGUCCGCAAGGAAGAGGUGCUGAUCCUGCGCUCACAGCUGGUCAGCCAGAAGGAGGCGGUGCACCACAAGGAUGAGAAGGAGACGAUGACGGAGCCUUCGGUGUUCGCAGAAGACGUGAACAAGCUGAAAGACGCCGAUGAGCUAAAACAAGCUUACAUCGGCCUCAAAGACACCAGCAGGUUGCUGGAGCACCAGCUUCAGACUCAGAGGAGAACUUAUGAAAACGAGGUGGAGUCGCUGCGAGGUGAGCUGCAGAACGUCAAGGAGGAGAACAACCGGCAGCAGCAGCUACUGGCCCAGAACCUGCAGCUGCCUCCGGAGGCCCGGAUCGAAGCCAGUCUGCAGCACGAGAUCACCCGGCUCACCAACGAGAACCUGGAACUCAUGACCAGCGACCCCGCAGCAUCCCGAGAGGCUCGAGUCAUCAUUUUACGACGGAUGGUUGACCUGAUGGAGCAGCUGGAGAAGCAGGACAGGACCAUCCGUAAGCUGAAGAAGCAGCUUAAAGUUUAUUCCAAGAGGAUUGGUGAGAUGGGAGCGGGUCAGACUGAGGGACAGACGUCCCCAGGACAGAUGGUGGAGGAGCCCAUCCACCCUGUGAACAUCCCCCGCAGGGAGAAGGACUUCCAGGGAAUGCUGGAGUACAAGAAGGAGGAUGAAAUGAAACUGGUUAAGAACCUCAUCCUGGAGCUGAAGCCUCGAGGUGUCGCCGUGAAUCUGAUCCCAGGUCUUCCAGCCUACAUCCUGUUCAUGUGUCUGAGACACGCAGACUAUCUGAACGAUGACCAGAAGGUCCGCACUCUGCUCACAUCCACCAUCAACAGCAUCAAGAAGAUCCUGAAGAAACGAGGCGAUGACUUUGAGACGGUCUCAUUCUGGCUGGCGAACACCUGCCGCUUCCUGCACUGUCUGAAACAAUACAGUGGAGACGAGGCCUUCAUGAAGCACAACACGUCCAGACAGAARGAUCACUGUCUGUCCAACUUCGACCUGGCUGAGUACAGACAAGUCAUCAGUGACCUGGCCAUUCAGAUCUACCAGCAGCUGGUCAAAUGCAUGGAGAACAUCCUGCAGCCCAUGAUAGUGUCCGGCAUGUUGGAGCAUGAGACCAUCCAGGGCGUGUCGGGGGUGAAGCCCACAGGCCUUCGUAAACGCACGUCCAGCAUCGCCGAUGAAGGCACCUACACCCUGGACUCCAUCCUGCGGCAGCUCAGCGCCUUCCACUCCACCAUGUGUCAGCACGGCACCGACCCUGAGCUCAUCAAGCAGGUGGUGAAGCAGCUGUUCUACAUCAUUGGAGCCGUCACGCUCAACAACCUGCUGCUGCGCAAAGACAUGUGCUCCUGGAGCAAAGGCGUGCAGAUCAUGUACAACGUGAGCCAGCUGGAGGAGUGGCUUCGAGACAAAGGACUGAUGAAUUGUGGAGCCAAAGAGACGCUGGGGCCUCUGAUUCAGGCCGCUCAGCUGCUGCAGGUGAAGAAAAAGACCAACGAGGACGCAGAGGCCAUCUGCUCCAUGUGCCAGGCUCUCACCACUGCUCAGAUUGUAAAAGUCCUGAACCUGUACACUCCAGUCAACGAGUUUGAGGAGCGAGUAUCAGUUCCUUUCAUACGAUCCAUACAGGCUUGUUUGCGAGAUCGUUGCGAGAGUCCUCAGCUGUUGAUGGACACCAAGAUGAUCUAUCCGGUCACCUUCCCGUUCAGCCCCUCCUCCGUGGCCCUAGAAACCAUCCAGAUCCCCGGCUCACUCAACCUGGGCUUCCUCACCCGUGUCUAGCCGAUGAGGACCGCUCCAAGCUGGACUCACAAGUCACCUGAGAAAACAAAAACAACAACAACACAAAAACACUCCUGAAAACCAGACUUUGAGUCCAUUUGAACAAUCCGGUCCUGUACUGAUAUAUGCACACACAGUUACUGAACAAACUGCACUUCCUCUCARUCUAAAAGAGCCAAACAAAAAUCAGGCUUCACCCACAACAGCUGGUUUCAAUCUGUCUGUAAAUCUCCAGCCUCCGCCCACCGCUUGUAUAAACGCCUCUUAGAGAAGCCGCAGGACCCCGAUCAGUCAACUCCAUCCACCUCCAUGUUUCCAGUACUCUUUAAGGUAGCUGUGGCUAACUUCCACCAACAAAGAAAACGCUGUUAGAUGAGAUCAGGUCCUAAAAAAAAAGUUAUUUGGCUGGUGCAAACGUUAGCUCCGCCCCCUCCUUCCACACGGAGAAAACACCCAACACGUUCCACUCUUCAGAGCUCCGUGGGAACUCCCUGUCUGUACCAUAUUAUUUAUACACAACAAAUCUAUAUAAAUAGGAAUAAUAUAUAUCAUGUAUUUUAUUUAUUGUAUGUGUUGCCACCAUCUGAAGGAUGGGACCACCGCUUUCCAGCAGCAGCUCUGUUUUAGUUGCAGCGUUUCGUGUUYAUAUGAGGUCAGAGAUAUGAUUACUGCGAUUCAAACCUAAAGCGCUCGUGUUCAGAGUGUUUUUCUGUCCGAUGAAGUGGAGCGCAGAUUUAAAUCUUUACUGUUUACAGCUGUGACCAGAGCUGAGAGACUCAUUUACUCCUCCCACAACACUACACACACAUCACUCUUUUUAUUGUUAUUAUUAUUUUUAUUCUGGUCAAAGCCUUGAACAUUGUUUCAUCGUUAUCAUUAUUUAUUUCAGUAUUGUUUUUUUAUUAAGUUAUACAUAUCAUAAAGCCAUGUGUUAACAGAGCAGACUGAACAGAACAGUUUAAAGCUGGUUUAGCGCAAAUUGCCUCAACACACCUUUGUUUUUGUUUUUUUAAUGUCGUGAGCCGAUUCAGUCCUUCCUGUUUACGUUUCACAACGUGUGCUUUUACCAAAACCCAGCAAAUGAAAUGCUUUUAUUUUGGUUUGUGCUUUUUGCUUUCAGAGCUGCUGGUUUAAACGCAGCUGAACCCUAGAAGCAUGAGCUGCUUCCUUCGUUUUAACUUUGCAUGGAUUUGGCUUCGUCACAGGCCGGAGAAACCAGCCCGCAUGUUAUUAAAGACCUCGACUGAAGAGUUAAUCUGGUAAUCUGCCCGCUUUGACACGUCUUCAGAAAAAAAAGAUGGAUUUCUUUCCUCCUUUUUGUGCCGUCGGUGUUAAAUUCAACCAAGUUUGCCUUUUUGUUUUUUUUWAUUUGAACUUUGCCCAGUUUACAGUGAUAUGUGACCCAUCAUAUUAAACUGAYGAUUUAGUCAAAAUGACUUCAGCAAAAUAUUCAGAUGAUCCUGAUAAGGACUUAAUAAAACACUUAAUAUCUCUGGAACCGCUCUGCMGUUCCAGAGAUAUUAAGUGUUUUAUUAAGUGAUUUCUCUUCCUCAUCWGGAUAACCCACUGAUAUUUGCUCUAAAUACUAUUUAUUACUUUAAUGAAGAGUUUUUGAUGUGAUUUUAAGGCGGAAACCUCCAACAUAUAUUAAGAUAUUCAAGCUGGAAAGAAAAAGCGUUUUGCUAGCUCGCAGGAAAAUGACAAAAAAUUAAGGCUUUUCAGCUCAAAAUCUUUUUUUUUUUUUGUAGCUACGGCUCAAAAAAGGCCUUAAAACAUUAAGAUUAUGCUUCAUUUCAUUUAAAGUAUUUAUUUGACAAAACGCAAUUGUUGCAAAUGUUUUGGCAAAAACAUUAGAGCUCCUCUUUCUCCACUUUAAGACUUAAUGACACGGUUCGAUGUGACGGGUCACAUUUGUUAUCACCACUUUAAGGAAUAUUUCUCUGCGAGCUUUUCUUUCAUGAGUUUGUUCUUGAAAAAAUGAAGCACCUUUCAGCAAUAUGAGACUGAACAAUAUCAAUUUCAAAUGAAUUAACUCUCCAAGUCGAUUGUCCUCCAAGUUGUUUUUGGCACUUUAACGUCCACCCGCUCUAACUGGGACCACUUUUAUUUCUUUUAUUUCUUUGUUUAGAUGUCACGGCUUGUGUAACGAGGACAUAUCUGCUAGUUUUACUAAGAAGGAAUGAGUUAUUUUACCAUUUGAAUGUUGACGAUCACAGCUGCACAUUGUAGACAAAGCCUUAUCUGAAUGACUCACACCGUUAACUUUGUGGCAUUGUUUGUUCUGUCAGUGCAGUAUUUUUAAAUCCAUUAAAGUUUGUUUUUUUUUUUUUUUUCCUUUAUAAUGUGAUGAUUUUGUUUUGGAAAUGCAUCUUCCUGUCCUACAGCAGGCGUCACAGAUGGGCUGGACAGACGAUAAAUAACGGAUCGCUUCGAGCGGCUCUUUUUCUUCUCAUGGGCGAUCAAACGUUGAAAAAUGCCUCUGCUUCAUUUUUCUAUUUUCAGAGGAGAGAGUCAGCUGUAUGGUACGAAACGAACGUUAUAAAUGACCAUCAUCUUCAUCAGCACUAGAGUUAAAUAUGUCGUUUUAAAGAGAAUAGUUUAAGAAAAGAUAACGUAAGAAAUGUCAAACCCCCAGCUGUCGUGGUACCAGUGUGAAGCCAGUACCAUGUGUUUCCUCUCCUGUGUUCGCCACACAAACUGGAUUGUUUGUAGUUUCUGGUAGCUGUGCUUCGUGAAUGUGUUCACCAUUUAAAAAAUAAAAAAAGAGAAACUUGGAAUAAACUUUCAAACCUGUAAAAGUAAAAUAAAACCCUUCAGCACUGA